This is a messenger RNA of Melampsora larici-populina 98AG31, 670 nucleotides long. RefSeq lists its product as uncharacterized. The record is from RefSeq and is a predicted model, not a curated record. The transcript is spliced from 2 exons. Bases 95 to 517 code for a protein of 140 amino acids. Lineage: Eukaryota; Fungi; Basidiomycota; Pucciniomycetes; Pucciniales; Melampsoraceae.
CGAGGUUAUCAGAUCAUUCGUACCUAAUUGGAAAAAAUCGGAAAGUUUACCUUUGGUCUUUAUCUUCUCAGACGAUACUAAGACUGCCAUAAAGAUGUUUGAAGAAGAUCAAUCAUUUUAUCCUCCUUCUCAACGUUUUCAUUUACUAAGUUCGCCUGACACUGUGAAGCUGACUGAUGAUGGUUUUGAUCAAGCCAAGUUUGAUUCAUCAUCACCUGAAUUAAGAAAAAGACUUACAAUCUCCUUGAUUAGAGAUAUCACAUUCGCCGUUGAUAAUUCAGAAGCUAUCGUUUGUAGUUCUUCUAGUAACAUCUGUAAUAUGAUGUUUCUUCUACGUGGAUCUGAAGAUGCUAUUGGACCUCAAGCUUCAAUCAGAAGUGUAGACGUUAGAUGGUAUCCUACUGUUACUAUACAUGAGAUGAAUCAAUGGAGUCUUGAUAUGAUCAAGAAUAGGAAAGAGAUCUUGGAAAUGGCUCCUGGCUUGGCAGCUGAUAAGAAAAAUUAUAUAUAUCUUUGACACCCAAUUUUUUUCUUCUUCUACAUUGCAUUAACGUAUCUUGUAAAAAAAUUCAACAAAGGAACCAAAACGUGAACAUUCUUUCACAAGCAAAACCUCACCAGAGAUGCUUUUUUCAAUCAUUUAAUGACAAUGUAAUCUUUUUCCAAAUCU